UCUAUAUAUAGGAUAGAAUUUUGCAUGCACACCUUUCUUACUCAUGAUCCUUGAUUCCUUCUAGAUUUGGUUUUUUAAAAUUCUGUGUGACAAAUACUCAUAAAGAUGAAGAAAGAAACCUAGAUAUCAAACUUGUGGGUUUCUUUUGUUCUCUUUCCUCUCCCCUAGUAGGUUUAAACAGUUCUUUGUUUAAAAUGAUGCUUCAUUCUUUAUCUUCAAUCCUUCUGGUUCUUAUCCAUUUUGCUUUUCCGGUUUGGACUCAAAGGUUAUAGCUUGACUGGUGGGCAUCCUAUAUACAGAAAUCACAAUAGUUUGUUGGAUCAAUUCUAGCAGAUAUACCACCAAUUCUACCUCACUUGCUAGCUAGGAUUUCUUCCUUUCAGUCUAGUUAGUAUCAUAACAUUUGAAGGGUUAGAUCAUGGGUCAAUUUGUCGGCUGAGAGCACUAUCAGUGAGUGAGGUAGUCAGACUGUCAUAGUUGAUUUGAUCUCUGUACCCAUGACUUACUAUUUUGCUUUCUUUUCUCUGCCUGUUGAAUUCAGAAAGAAGCUCCAGAAACUUUUACUGAGUAACAGUCUCUUUGUGGUGAUUCCUGUAACAUGUUUUAUCAGGCCUUCAGGCAUUUGAGAUCAUGGCAAUAGCUGCUGUUGGGAACAACCUUAUCACUUAUGUUUUCAAUGAGAUGCAUUUCUCUCUGUCAAAAUCUGCAAAUAUAGUCACCAACUUUAUUGGGACCGUCUUCCUGCUGUCUCUCGUCGGUGGAUUCCUCUCGGACUCUUAUCUCGGAAGCUUCUGGACCAUGUUAAUAUUUGGAUUUGUGGAACUCUCUGGUUUUAUCUUACUAUCAGUCCAAGCCCAUCUGCCUCAACUAAGGCCCCCCCAGUGCAACAUGUUAGAGCAGCAGUGUUCACCGGCCAAGGGCUUCAAGGCCUUAAUCUUCUUUAUGGCACUCUACUUGGUUGCCUUGGGGAGUGGCUGCCUAAAGCCCAACAUAAUCUCUCAUGGGGCUGACCAAUUCAGAAAGGAUGAUCACAAGCAAUCCAAGAAGCUCUCUACUUUCUUCAACGCUGCCUACUUCGCUUUCUCUGUUGGGGAACUGAUAGCUCUCACACUUCUGGUGUGGAUCCAGACAAGGUCAGGGAUGGAUGUUGGUUUUGGAGUCUCAGCUGCCGCCAUGGCCAUGGGGUUGAUCAGCCUGAUUUCUGGUACACUGGUUUGUAGGAACAAACGCCCUCAAGGGAGCAUUUUCACCCCAAUUGCCCAGGUUCUUGUUGCUGCAUUCACAAAGAGAAAGCAGAUUUGUCCUUCUAAUUCUGAUAUGCUUCAUGGUAGCCGAAUUAGUACUGGGGCCAGCCACACAGUUGGCGGGACGUUUGCUUCUGCUUCCAACACCAUCAAUCUCAUACACACUGAUAACUUCAGGUUCUUGGACAAGGCCUGCAUUAAAAUCCAGGAUGGGUCUCAAUUGAAUGAAAGCCCGUGGAGAUUAUGCACUGUGAGCCAAGUUGAGCAAGUGAAAAUCAUCAUCUCUGUGAUUCCAAUCUUUGCUUGCACCAUUAUAUUCAACACUAUUUUGGCUCAGCUCCAGACAUUCUCAGUCCAACAAGGAAGUGUUAUGGACACCCGGUUGAUCACAAAAAGCUUCCAAAUCCCCCCGGCUUCCCUACAGGCCAUACCAUACUUGAUGCUCAUAUUUGUAGUUCCUCUCUAUGAGACUGUAUUCGUCCCACUGGCACGGAAGAUCACCGGAAAGGACGCCGGAAUCACCCCGCUGCAUCGGAUAGGAAUUGGCCUUUUUGUUGUAACUUUCUCCAUGGUUGCAGCUGCCCUAGUAGAGAAGAAGAGAAGGUUUGCAGCUUUAGAGUCCAAGAACACACUGUCAAUCUUUUGGAUCGCUCCACAGUUCCUCAUCUUCGGACUCUCAGAGAUGUUUACUGCGGUCGGCCUCAUUGAGUUCUUCUACAAACAGUCCCUGGCAGGAAUGCAGUCAUUUCUAACAGCCAUGACCUAUUGUUCAUACUCAUUUGGGUUCUACUUGAGCUCCCUCCUUGUCUCACUGGUUAACAAGAUCACCUCAAAUUCAUCAAGUGGAGGAUGGCUUAGUGACAACGAUCUCAACAAAGAUAGGCUAGAUUUUUUCUAUUGGUUGCUAGCUGCCCUUAGCAUCAUUAACUUCUUCAAUUAUCUAUUUUGGUCCAGAUGGUAUUCUUACAAUCCAUCUUUGUCUCCAACUCCAGUACAUGAUUCCUAUGGAGAAGACUUGGAUCACAACUUCAUCAGCUCUUCAAAGCAUAUUGGAGCUGACAAUAUUAUACCUUAAAUAGCAUUAUCUCCAUAAAUGAUUUUUUUACUUUCACCUUUAGCUUGACUAUUGUAUAAAAAAAAUGGAAAAAAAUAUAAAAAGUAUAAAACAAAUACCAUGUUGGAGUUAGACCCACUUAGUGCAACCUCUAGGUUGAUAACCAUUGUGUCUUCCAUCCUUUGCUACCUUUUGUUUCUUUAAUAAUUGACUGUCCAAGGUGGACUUUUAAGGGUCCAGAGGUCUUUGAUUUGAUCCCAAGGAUCCAUAAGGAAGUUAGGUCUAAUCCCAUCUGUAAGAUUCAAUGCAUUCUCCUUGUUGUACUCCUUUUCUUCAUUACUGUUCCUCUCUCUAUGAUCAUGGGUGAGGAAAUUAAAACCUCAUCACAUUUUAUUUCUAUGUAAAAGAAAGUGUAAGUGGUGGGGUUUUGCUUUUAUGCUUUAGUUAGUUAAAAGAAGGGUCAUUCUAAAGCAA
Messenger RNA from Nelumbo nucifera (sacred lotus), 2772 nucleotides. The record is from RefSeq and is a predicted model, not a curated record. NCBI's taxonomy places the organism in Eukaryota, Viridiplantae, Streptophyta, Magnoliopsida, Proteales, Nelumbonaceae.